AUGCCUACCGCACUUGGAUACCCUGGUCUUCGUUGUGUUCUAGAGUUUUUGGAUCCCAUGAAAAGAAUUCACAUUGCCGCUCGCAAUCAUUCUCUUUGGACCAUUGAUAAGACAAUACCUAUUUGGAUAGAGGAACUUGAAAUUUAUAGAGAAUUUUUGAAGCUGGAUAAGUACUCAACGGAGAUCAGUUUUGAUAUACGGUUCAGUAAUAGACAAAACGCAAAGUUUCAUCAAGUUUUGCCAGAACAACUGAAUCAAGGAGAAGCAAUAACAAAACUGUUGAAUUCAUAUUUGGGUGGUAGAUCGAAGAUCUAUGUAAACUUUCUCAGCAUUUAUGGAAUGUAUUCUCCAGUACUACCGCCAAAUUUCAUUAUUCGAAUCAAUGAGUUAGGAUGUUGCUUCAGUUAUAUCAAUCGAUUCCUGGCUAAUAUAGAUCCAUGCAGUUUUCCAUUGAAAAAACUCCGUACUGGAAUCGACGAACCCGAUCAUUUGAAUCAUCCAAUUCUAACUUCUGCAGAAGAAGUCAUAUUUACAUGUGGGGCUAAUGGAAUUCAGAAAUUAAUCGAUCAGAAUAACGGAAACAAGCGUGUAACGUUUGAAGAUUAUCGAUACAAUAGUGCAAAUCCCGUGGUAUUGAUUAGACACUGGAUGAAAAAUGGGAUAGAAAUAGGGGCGACGCUCAAGCUUCAUAAUAAUAAUGACAACGAUCGUCUUUUGCACAUUUUGUUGCAGGAGCUGAAGGAGUUUGAAAAUAAAAGAUUCAACUCCAGCUUAAACUGCCCCCGUCUGAUAAUUCCUAUCAACAGGACUGCCGAAAUACAUGUAAUUGUGAGCAGUAAGAAUUCUAUAGUCGUGGAAGUGGUUCCAAAAAGUUUGAAAAGACGAGGAGAAGCAACAGAAGAACCAUCUAGCAGUAAGAAGGCAAAACAAUAA
Molecule: messenger RNA, 933 nt
Organism: Caenorhabditis remanei
Lineage: Eukaryota; Metazoa; Nematoda; Chromadorea; Rhabditida; Rhabditidae
Exons: 3
Coding region: 1-933 (310 amino acids)
Source: RefSeq, a predicted model, not a curated record